GCGCCAGCCCCGCCGUGAUGCCCGCGCGCCCCGGACGCCUACUCCCGCCUUUGCCCCGGCCGCUGGCCCUGGCCGCGCUGCCGCUGCUCCUGCUGCUGGGCGAUGGCGGCGGCGGCGGCCGCGGGGGCGCCUGGGCCCAGGAGCCGGGGGCGGCGGCGGCGGACGGGCCCCCCGCGGCCGACGGCGGGGACGGGCAGGACCCACACGCCAAGCACCUGUACACGGCCGACAUGUUCACGCACGGGAUCCAGAGCGCCGCGCACUUCGUCAUGUUCUUCGCGCCCUGGUGCGGACACUGCCAGCGACUACAGCCUACCUGGAACGACCUGGGAGACAAGUACAACAGCAUGGAGGAUGCCAAGGUCUACGUGGCCAAAGUGGACUGCACAGCCGACUCCGACGUGUGCUCUGCGCAGGGGGUUCGAGGAUACCCCACCUUGAAGUUUUUCAAGCCUGGCCAAGAAGCUGUGAAGUACCAGGGGCCUCGGGACUUCCAGGCGCUGGAAAACUGGAUGCUGCAGACGCUGAAUGAGGAGCCCGCGAUACCAGAGCCUGAAGCAGAGCCACCCAGAGCCCCUGAGCGCAAGCAGGGACUGUAUGAGCUCUCAGCGACCAACUUUGAGCUGCACGUUGCACAAGGCGACCACUUUAUCAAGUUCUUCGCUCCAUGGUGCGGUCACUGCAAAGCUCUGGCUCCAACCUGGGAGCAGCUAGCUCUGGGCCUUGAACAUUCUGAGGCUGUCAAGAUUGGCAAGGUUGAUUGUACACAGCACUAUGAACUCUGUUCGGGAAACCAGGUUCGCGGCUAUCCUACGCUUCUGUGGUUCCGAAGUGGACAAAAGAUUGACCAGUACAAAGGAAAGCGGGAUUUGGAGUCGCUGCGAGAAUACGUGGAUUCACAGCUGCAGAGCACCGAGCCGAAGGCCCCAGACACCGUCCAGCCUUCAGAGGCCCCGGCGCCGGCCACUGAGCCCAUGGCCCAGGGCACCGUGUUGGCACUCACGGAAAAGAACUUCGAGGACAGCAUUGCAGAAGGAAUAACCUUCAUCAAGUUUUAUGCUCCGUGGUGUGGCCAUUGUAAGAACCUGGCUCCGACGUGGGAGGAACUCUCUAGAAAGGAGUUCCCUGGUCUGGCAGAGGUCAAGGUCGCGGAGGUGGACUGCACUGCAGAGCGGGAUAUUUGCAGCAAGUACUCGGUACGAGGCUAUCCCACAUUGUUGCUCUUCCGCGGAGGGCGGAGAGUCAGCGAGCACAGUGGCGGCAGGGACCUUGACUCGCUGCACCGCUUCGUCCUCCGUCAGGCCAGGGACGAGCUGUAGGGCCCACUGGCCCGUCGCCCGGCCGCCUGAGCCCCGGCUGUUGGAGCUGAAUCAUGCCGGUGUUGUGGACUCUCACCUGGUGGGUUUUCAGAGAGCUGAAUGUACUAAACUUGUGGUAUCUUCUUUGUGUGUGUGUUUUUUAAGCCAACACUCUCUACGGAUUCUUUACUAAGUUUCUCUAAGUAAACACGUAACUCACGAUCCCUUCACAAACUAUUUUCCAUGGCGAUCUGUCAUCCCCUUCACCCUUCUCUUGAGGAAUCUCAGUGGUUUCCUUUGAGACUAAAAUAGAGCUGAGGAAAAUCAAA
This is a messenger RNA of Callorhinus ursinus (northern fur seal), 1627 nucleotides long. RefSeq names its product thioredoxin domain containing 5 (gene TXNDC5). Lineage: Eukaryota; Metazoa; Chordata; Mammalia; Carnivora; Otariidae. Gene Ontology annotation, molecular function: protein disulfide isomerase activity. The record is from RefSeq and is a predicted model, not a curated record. Gene Ontology annotation, biological process: protein folding. Gene Ontology annotation, cellular component: endoplasmic reticulum.